Molecule: messenger RNA, 2461 nt
Organism: Condylura cristata (star-nosed mole)
Lineage: Eukaryota; Metazoa; Chordata; Mammalia; Eulipotyphla; Talpidae
Gene: POR
Product: P450 (cytochrome) oxidoreductase
Exons: 16
Coding region: 84-2114 (676 amino acids)
Biological process (GO): response to hormone
Cellular component (GO): cytosol
Molecular function (GO): FMN binding; NADPH-hemoprotein reductase activity; flavin adenine dinucleotide binding
Source: RefSeq, a predicted model, not a curated record
GUGGUAGCGCCUCAGGGGUUUGGGCCUGCGUCCUGCUCAGGUGCCGGGAGAGGUGUCCUGCAGCCCCGCGUGCUGUGGUCGGCAUGGGAGACUCCAGCAUGGAUGCCACCGCGUCUGAGGCUGCGGCUGAAGAAGUGUCUCUCUUCAGCAUGACAGACAUGAUUCUGUUUUCGCUCAUCGUCGGUCUCCUGACCUACUGGUUCCUCUUCAGAAAGAAAAAAGAAGAAGUCCCCGAGUUCACCAAAAUUCAGACAACGACCUCAUCAGUGAAAGACAGCAGUUUUGUGGAAAAGAUGAAGAAGACGGGCAGGAAUAUCGUCGUAUUCUACGGCUCUCAGACAGGAACUGCUGAAGAGUUUGCCAAUCGCUUAUCAAAGGACGCCCACCGCUAUGGGAUGCGGGGCCUGGCCGCAGACCCUGAGGAGUAUGACUUGGCUGACCUGAGCAGCCUCCCACAGAUAGACAACUCGCUGGCCGUGUUCUGUAUGGCCACCUACGGCGAGGGGGAUCCCACCGACAACGCCCAGGACUUCUAUGACUGGCUCCAGGAGGCAGAUGUAGAUCUCUCUGGGGUCAAGUAUGCGGUGUUUGGCCUUGGGAACAAGACCUAUGAGCACUUCAAUGCCAUGGGCAAGUAUGUAGACAAGCGGCUGGAACAGCUCGGCGCCCAGCGGAUCUUUGAGCUGGGGAUGGGUGACGAUGAUGGGAACCUGGAAGAGGAUUUCAUCACUUGGCGAGAGCAGUUCUGGCCGGCAGUGUGCGAACACUUUGGGGUGGAAGCGACUGGAGAGGAGUCUAGCAUUCGCCAGUAUGAGCUUGUGAUCCACAAGGACAUAGACAUGGCCAAGGUGUACAUGGGUGAAAUGGGCCGUCUGAAGAGCUAUGAGAACCAGAAGCCCCCCUUUGACGCCAAGAAUCCAUUCUUGGCUGCAGUCACCACCAACCGGAAGCUGAACCAGGGAACUGAGCGACACCUCAUGCACCUGGAAUUAGACAUCUCAGAUUCCAAAAUCAGGUAUGAAUCUGGGGACCAUGUGGCUGUUUACCCAGCUAAUGACUCUGCACUGGUCAACCAGCUUGGCGAGAUCCUGGGUGCCGACCUGGAUGUUGUCAUGUCCCUGAACAAUCUCGAUGAGGAGUCCAACAAGAAGCACCCCUUCCCCUGCCCCACUACCUACCGUACGGCCCUCACCUACUACCUGGACAUCACCAAUCCACCACGCACCAACGUGCUCUACGAGCUGGCUCAGUAUGCCACGGAGCCCUCGGAGCAGGAACACCUGCGCAAGAUGGCCUCCUCCUCUGGCGAGGGCAAGGAGCUGUACCUGAACUGGGUGGUAGAGGCCCGGAGGCACAUCCUGGCCAUCCUGCAGGACUACCAGUCCCUGCGGCCCCCCAUCGACCACCUGUGUGAGCUGCUGCCUCGCCUCCAGGCCCGCUACUACUCCAUCGCCUCGUCUUCUAAGGUCCAUCCCAACUCUGUGCACAUCUGCGCUGUGGCUGUGGAGUAUGAAACCAAGGCUGGCCGCAUCAACAAGGGUGUGGCCACCAGCUGGCUACGUGCCAAGGACCCUGCUGGGGAGAACGGGCGCCGGGCCCUGGUCCCCAUGUUCGUGCGCAAGUCCCAGUUCCGCCUGCCCUUCAAGGCCACCACCCCUGUCAUCAUGAUCGGCCCCGGCACGGGGAUUGCCCCCUUCAUGGGCUUCAUCCAGGAGCGGGCCUGGCUGCGACAGCAGGGCAAGGAGGUGGGGGAGACGCUACUAUACUAUGGCUGCCGCCGGUCUGAUGAGGACUACCUGUACCGUGAGGAGCUGGCACAGUUCCACAAGGAUGGCUUCCUCACCCAGCUCAACGUGGCCUUCUCCAGGGAGCAGCCCCAGAAGGUCUACGUGCAGCACUUACUGAAGAAGGACAAGGAGCACCUGUGGAAGCUGAUCCACGAGGAGGGUGCCCACAUCUACGUCUGUGGGGAUGCUCGGAAUAUGGCAAAGGAUGUGCAGAACACCUUCUACGACAUCGUGACCGAGCUGGGAGCCAUGGAGCAUGCCCAGGCUGUGGACUACAUCAAGAAGCUGAUGACCAAGGGCCGCUACUCCCUGGAUGUGUGGAGCUAGGAGUUGCCGGCCUGCCUUGCUCCUCCCAUCACACCCUUAUAGACUUGCUUGCCCAUGUAAUCAUUUUCCUCACUCCCUUCUGCCCAUCUCCUGGGUGGUUUCUGCUGGGCCUGGCCACAGCAGGCAGGGCCAAUAACAAAGACUGCUCCAGGUCCCAGAUGCGCCCUUCGGAGCCCCCAGGGCUUGUGGCUAUGGGUGCCCCAGCCCACACUCUGUGAGCACCUCAGGGGCUGAACAGGGGCGUUUCUCUCAGCUGAGCUGGGGCCUGGUCUCUCCACAUGAUUUUCAAUGAGUGUAAAUAAUUUUAAAUAACCUUUCACCCUUGGAAUAAAGUCCUGUUUUCUGUA